AUCAGAUGAAAUACCCGUUCGAAGUGAGGGAACACGCGUCCUUGUUAAUCUUGUAAAAAAACUUUGGAGCGAACAUCCAUACAAAGAACAAGAAGGAAUUUCAAUGAAAUUGUUGAGACAAAAAUUGAAUAAAGUGGAAAUAAUUGAGCCACUUGUUAAUAUGGUUAUAGAAUCCAAAUAUCCUAUACUUCAAAAUGAGGGUAUAAUUGCCUUGACGUUAUUAUCAAUGGAUGAUUCGGCCAAAGAAAUCAAUCCUUCUUUAGAUUUCUUGACUUCAGAAAAAGUUGGUACUAGCGAUAAAUAUCCUGAUGAGAUAAGGAGUAAUGGUUGUAUGUUCUUAGAGAAAGCUUCAAAGGCUGCUUGCGGUCCUCAGAAACGUUAUUUGCGUGAAAAGGUACCACCUGUAAUAAAACCUUUAUUUACAAACGAACAUAAACCGAUAAGUGAUAGAUUAAAAUCUGAUAUCGAUAAA
Molecule: messenger RNA, 472 nt
Organism: Funneliformis mosseae
Lineage: Eukaryota; Fungi; Glomeromycota; Glomeromycetes; Glomerales; Glomeraceae
Source: the annotation of a GenBank genome assembly